AUGACACAAGACGUCCCGCAUUGGCGGCUGCAGGAACAGGUCCCGGAGUCAGCUGCACCACCAGCGCCGUUGUCCACCCCGACUUCCAAUCCGCACCAGAAUUCCCAGGCCCCGAGUCCCACCGCUAAGGACGAUCAUCGGCAUUUGUUAGCAGCACCCCGUGGCAUAACCACAACCACAACCACAACCGCGAUCCCAACCGCGACAUCAACCAGCGCUGUCCCUAAUUCGGAUUUAUUUGCACCUUCUGCGACUACGAACAUCGAACAAGGCCACGAUAUCAACGGAACAGUCCCCGAUUCUGCUCCUACCGGUGGCGUAGAAACCGCAAAGGCGCCAAGUGGAAGCAUCCAGACCGGUAGCUCAACGGCGACCGGGGCUUCUAGCGAGCAGCCAACGACGGUCACCCAAGUGCCGGGGUCCUCCACUCCGACCACUGACGGACCCCCGCCUACCUCUACGCUCAAUGGGCAGCCCCCGCAGCCCCAGAGACCGCCCCAGGUACCCGCUCCGUCGCCGACCUCAAUUCCAGACGCGACAAAUUCUGCCGCGACUUCGACCUCAACCACGACUCCUGCGAACGCGACUCUUUCUGCGACCGACCCUGCGACCACGACGAUCCCGAGUACCACGACUACAGCCUCUGCUCGAUCCAGCUUCAGGGAUCCCAUUCGAUGGAGAGACCCCCUAACGGUACAUUACGACAGUAACAGUGGCCACGCUCACCCGGCAAGACUCCACGCCCAGCCCGCGCAUCCAUCCUCAGCAUCAUCGCAGUUGCCGCCGCCGGCGCAAUUGAAGUACGAACCGAGCCGGCAGCACCAAGAGCAUCCCGCACCGCAACCUCCAUCCCAAUCACAACCUCCCGCCCACGAUCCUCCAGCACGACCGCACCAUUACAACCAACCAUCAUAUCAAUUCCAUCCUCAACCUUACCAUACGCAACCCCCGCUCCAGCCCGCCCCGGCGCCGGUCCCCUCGACCCAACUGCCGCCGCCUGCGCCUUCUCAACCACAGUCAUACCAACACCACCUUCAAGCCUCCCAACACCAACACCAAGCUCCGCCGCCCGCGCAUCCCCAGCAACAUUACCAGCAUUCGUAUCUUCUCGGUGAUCCUCGGCAUCACCCUCCUCCGCCUCCCUCCCAGCAGCAAUACCACCCACACGAGCCACGAUAUACAUCUCGUAACGACGGCUUGAUCUCAAAGCCUAUCAUCAUGGAUCCGCCCAGAUCGCGGCCCGUGAGCCAGCCGCCGCCACAGGCCGAGCCGGUUCCUAGCUCCGGGUUCCCUUCGCCAGUAACAACACACGCACAUCUCAACAAGAAGUUCGCAGAUGACUGCACACGCUUGACCUAUGCGAUUCAACAGAGCACACCCGACGCCGUUCGGCGCGUCUUUCGGGAUAACUGGGAGAAGUGUAUGUUGGGCACCGAGUUUCAUCAAGCCUUUAUUCUCAACGCAUCAAUACAUCACGCCGUACCAUCCAUCACCCGCCGCGCAGUUAGAGACUUUGGGCAAAAGAUGGUUCUCGAGUCCAAGCACGAGUUGAUCAGUCACUUCUCGACAGCUGAUCUUGAUGAUGUUUCCGACGCUAUCAUCAACAAGGCAAGCGAUGCCUUUCUAGACAAGUGCCUAAAUGCACGCCUCCUGACGAUAGAGGCAAAACCUUUGAUCACGGCCCUUGCCCGGGCUGAGCGUCUUGGUUACAACCCCGCGGAUGUCGUGGAAGAGCAGCAUGAAAGGGUCAUGCCUACUACGCAGGCUGCUCGACCACCUCCUCCUCCACCAUCCCAGUCAACUCACGCUGGCCGUUUGCAAUGUAUGGGCUGCUACAGAAUAUUCACACAUCAAGCUCCCUACGAAUACCAUAUGAGCCGUCAACUUUGCGCCGUCCCUCCCCCGACGAGCGUAAAAGGCUUCGAGUUUUCCUGCCAGCAUUGCGGCGAAGGGUUCACCAGAAGUGAUGAGCACCAAUCACAUGAACGCGCCCAAACUUGCUUCCACGCUGGGCCAGCUUCGCAUCGAGGACCCGGUCGCCCUCCUCGUGCGGUUCCGCAACCCCAGCCAGUUCCUUCAUCUGUCGUCCCCUUGACCCAAGUGCAGGCAACACCAGCAGUAACCCGGACGGUAGACCUUACAUCGGCUGGCUCGACACCCUCCGCCGAGACACCCGCCGUCAGCAAGACUCCUAACCCAGCUGACCCUUACGGUCACUUAACUCAGGAGCAGCUAGCGAUGAUGGACGCUGACCUCAAGGAAGCAGAAAAAAAGUUUGCGCCGAGAUUCGCCGAAGCCUACGCGAUACCCGACGAGAAUGAGCGGCGGAUCAAGAUCGAAGGACUACGGAACAGCUUCGGCACCAAGCAAUCGAUGAUCAGGAAGAAGUACGGAGUUCGCCUGCGUCAACGCCGGACAAAGGCAGAAAUCCAGGCAGAAGAGGAGCGAAUGGGUCUCGAGAAGCUCAAGAAGAGACAGAAAGCGGAAAAGGCUGCGGCCCAGCAAGCUGCUGCUCCUGCUUCUGCUUCCACUGGGGCGGCUCCCCCUCGUCCUACCGGUAGCGGUUGGGUUGCGGCUAACGCACCACGUGCCAAUGCCGUUUGGGAGGAACACAAGGCUAAGAGAAGGCGGAUGGACGCAAGCGGAACCUACCAGACGCCUACCAAGUCGACACUAUCCGUUUCUGAGAUCGGUGGCGGUCUAGCUGGUGCCGCGGCUACGGCCGAGGUUCACGAUCCUACACGCCCGCCACCUGCGUUGAACUACCUAAGUGCCAACAGCAACGGCCAAUCGGAUGAGGAGGAUGAAGAUGAGAGUGGCUCGGGGUCAGGGAGCCCCAGCACCGCCAACGACGAGAUGGACAUCGAUCGCCAACUGGGAAGCGAGCCCGCCUCGAGACCAGUUCAAACUAACUACAACAGUAACCAUAACGACGACGAUGACGAUUCAGACUCCUCUGAUGACGAAGAUAUCCCCUCGACACUACCAGCGCAUGUCAGGCAGACUCUGACAACGAGGAACGCCUAG
Sordaria macrospora k-hell is the source of this 3027-nucleotide messenger RNA. RefSeq lists its product as uncharacterized. NCBI's taxonomy places the organism in Eukaryota, Fungi, Ascomycota, Sordariomycetes, Sordariales, Sordariaceae. The record is from RefSeq and is a predicted model, not a curated record.